Molecule: messenger RNA, 2427 nt
Organism: Pleurotus ostreatus (oyster mushroom)
Lineage: Eukaryota; Fungi; Basidiomycota; Agaricomycetes; Agaricales; Pleurotaceae
Exons: 6
Coding region: 1-2427 (808 amino acids)
Biological process (GO): regulation of transcription by RNA polymerase II
Cellular component (GO): nucleus
Source: RefSeq, a predicted model, not a curated record
AUGGAUUACGACAAUAGGACUCCCAAUUCGACAUACAGCUUUUCUUCGCCGCAGGCGGGGCCCUCUAAACCUACAGGCUCAGGACUCAAGCUCAUUCUUCCGCCUCUAAAAGGCGGGAAGAUUGUCAAGACCUCGAAGAAGAAUCGGAAAGGGCAAGACGCGGUCAAUCCUACGGAGGAGAAGGCGCCCCCUCGACCUUUGAAAUUGAAACCACUGAAAGAGGUCCUGACGAAGCUCAUAUCACAGAUUAAGAAGAAAGACGACUAUGCAUUCUUCCUACAGCCAGUCGAUGUAUCCAAGGUCCCAGGAUACUCGGAAAUGAUAUCUCAUCCAAUGGACCUCGGUACGAUGACUACCAAAGUCCAUAAAGGCCGCUACCGCAGUUUGGAUGACUUCUCCGCCGAUAUAAAGCUUGUUACUUCCAAUGCCAUGCGCUUCAACCCCCCUGGCACAAUAUAUCACACCGAAGCCCAAAGGAUAGAGUCUUGGGCUUUGGAGCAUAUCGAAAAGGCCACACAUUUAGUAUUGCAACACGAAACAGACUGGAACCUCGAUGGCGACAACGAUGACGACUCGCAGCAGGUGAAUGUCGACGAAGAUGACGAUGCUGUCACCCACACGAAUCCCAUGACUCCAAUGGAUGUCGACGAAAUUUCUCGUGUAGGGCGCUCGCCCUCUGUUGCCUCUCAAUUACCCGCCAGUCUUACAAGGCGCAGUUUACGAGCUCCUACGAUAGUCAAGAAGUCAACGUCCUCCACCCCCGUCAUAUCAGAGAGCUUAGACGCCGACGGUCGCCUUCCCGGCUCUAAAGAUGGAUUGGGUGCUUUUCCUCCAGGAUCAGACUGGGCUGAAACGAUGCUGAUGCUGAAGCUGAAAGGCAAGAAAUACAAGACAAAGAAAGAACGACUCCGAGUGGAGAAGGAAGGUCCUCCUUACGCCGCGGAUGGCAGCCUUGAUUACUCCCAGAUGGAAGACCCUUUCACGGUACUUUCCGCCUUGGUGCCAGAUCUACCCUCUCGCCCCCAGCUUACCCCCCUCUAUCCGCCCAUAUCGAACCAAAUUAACACUCAACCUUCUGUAUACCCUGCUCCGACUGCACUUUCGUUCGAUUAUACCGAUAGUCUGCCCUCCGUAGAUCAGUCGCCUCUCAAAUUCAGACACUGGCACAUUACUCGUAGCGCCCAAGCACGUAAUCGGCUCAAAGAGAAGGACGACGCCGAUGACGGUGCUAGUGAUGCCCCGGCGUGGCAACUUCCACGAGAGCCUCAUACACUUGAUUUUGGCUCCCUUGCCAUCCUCUCCAGCGAACUCUCCAACGAACUCGCUAAGCGCGGGUCCCUCGGCACUUCUGAUCCUAGGCCCGAAGAAGCAAUUAUAUUAGAUGAAGUUCGAAACACUCUGACCUCCCAUUCUACUACCUUAACCGAACCCUCACCCCUUUCACCCGUUCCAGAUGCUCGGGCGCAUAAUUAUUGGACGGACCGACGCAUGAGAGAGGCCGAAGAAUACAUCUGGCAUUUAGUCUAUGGCGGUGUUGAUGGCCUUGCAUACGUCAAUAGUUUAGCAGAGUUCGCUACCCCAACGAAAGUUCUAGCCGACUCUAGCCUGCGAAGUCAAAUCGACGGUGGAACAUCAGAUAUUGAAGAACAGAAAUCGAGCUUGGGUAUGCCACUCGCUGAUUGGGUAACCCAGAAUAUCGUAGAUCCGUUAACCGGCGGCCACCACACGCUUCUCCGCCAGACCGCUCUGCAACUCCAUAAAUUAAUGGCGGGAGGAGAUGCGCCGGUCGUCAAUAUGGAGACUGACUCUGACGUCGAGUUCAGCAAUGCGCGAUCGGUGGCAGAUCAAGUCGCAUUAUCCGUUUAUACCUAUCCCCUCGCAGACCAGGCACUCUCGACCUUGCGGCGAAUCUACUCGAGCGAGAUUGACAUGGGUUGCCUGAUCCGCGAGCCUUCGGAGUUCACUUUGAGCGAGGAAGAGUGGAUAGGAAAGUCGAUAAAGGCACAGUCACGACGGCAAGAAGGGGGCUCCGAUGUCGCCGAAGAGCACCUUGGACUCGAGGGUCCGGAUCUAUUGAAUCAGGCGUUCAACUACUCCGCAGAGCUUAUUGCUCAGAUUGAUCAGGAAAUACGGACGGGUAGGAGGGCGCCUCUUGCUCGAUUCGGCGGCAUGAAAACUGAUAACGACGUUAUCAUGAAGACCGAGGGCGAAGCCGCCCAGGAUGGUGUCAAAGCAGAGCUCACCGCAGGCACGGAAGCACGACCAUCGUCCUCCCCACCAAGUCCAUUAGAGGAUCCUGUCCUUCGCAACUUGCGGUUAAACUUGCUGGCUCUUACGAAGCGAGCCCCAGUAGCCACUAUAGCACCAUUGCCAAAGGACCUUGUACCGAAGGAUGUUCAGGACGUGGUCCCUACUUUACCGAGCUGA